Paramecium octaurelia is the source of this 749-nucleotide messenger RNA. The record is from the annotation of a GenBank genome assembly. Lineage: Eukaryota; Ciliophora; Oligohymenophorea; Peniculida; Parameciidae.
CUGAAAUGUAAAACAGCUACCUUGCUUAAUUGGACUGUAAUCAAUAUUCAUAAUUAAUUUACUAGAAAUCUAAGAAUAAGCUAUUCAAAUGGCCUAUUAAUAGCCAUAGGAAGGUUAAUGGAACAAGGAACACGAUAAAAAUGACUGCAUCAUUUAUACUAAAUUAAAUCAAGUUGGACUAAAGAUGACAAGAACCGAGCUGAAAUUGAACGUGGAUCCAAAGAAGGCUAUGGAUCUUAUCUUCGAUAUGACUAGGAGAGCUGAAUUCGAUGAGUAUUUUUUGGAAGUAAUUAAAUCAAUCAUUUUAGGCCAAAGUUGUAGAAAAAAUAGACGAAAAUAAUGUUAUUUAUCAUGGAGCUGGUAAAUCCCCCAUAGUCUUGGUUGACCCAAGAGACAUGGUUGCUCUCACUAGAAGAAUCGUUCUUAAGGAUGGUACUCAUAUGGUUGUUUGUAAUAUUAUCAAAAUCUAUUUCAGCUAAAUCUGUCGAGUUAGAUUCCGUUCCUAAGAAGAAAAAUUAUACUCGUUGCGAAAUUAUUAUUUCAGCAUUUUUGAUUAAAUAGAUUUCAUAAGACAUUUGCCAAGUUGUUAUCAUCGCUAAUGUUGAUCCCAAAGGUAGUAUUCCAAAGAUGUUAAUCAAUUCUGGAGUAUCUAUGCAAGCAGAUGCUGUUAAGAAGUUGAUGGAAAAAAUGAGAUAGCAUACCUUGAAAGUUUGAAAUUUAUAUGUGUAUUCAUCAUAUUUAGAUGAUAA